UGUUCAAUAAUUAAAUGGAAGCAAAUUGCUGUCUUUGGAUUAUCCCGUUUAAGUGCCAUUUUAACACGUAGUUUAAUGGUGGAUACAAAAGGAGCUUCAAUAUAAAAGCUGAGUAAUUAUUGGCAAAUGAACAUCGUGGAAAAUCAAUGACACACCAAACCGUUCACUCAUGUUGUUGGUACUCUUAUUAACAUUAGUUAUUUUUGUUCCUGAUGAUAUUGAUGCACAGUGCUCAUCAUUAUCAACCCUAUCAGCCAAUACAAAUGAAAAAGUAAUAGAAAAAUCAAAGGAAAGUAAUUUAGACUGUCAUUGGACAAUUGAAUCCCCCGACCAUGUUGAAAUAAACGUAACAAAGUGGUCAUUAGCACAGACAUGCGCAGAAGACAGCCUUCGGAUUUAUGAUGGACAUAAUACCCAUGGUCUAUUGUUGGCCGAACUUUGCAGCUAUGGCUCAAUCAAAAUUAUGGUUUCACGUCGUGGAAAGGCGCAUGUGUGGUUCAAAACCGGAAGUACAAGCACCGGGACUGGAAUAACACUGACGUACAAAUCGUAUGGUCAAAGUUUACCUUCAUGUAAAUCUGGAUACGAGUGGCCGCAACGACGCUUUGUUAGAGCUGACGAAACACACCAGGUCAUCACCUCUGAGAAUUAUCCUAACAACUACCCAAAAGAUGAUAAAGAGGAGUGGGUUAUUGUUAAGCCUAGUGCAUCCACACCUCUAGCUAUUGUUGUUGAGGAUAUGGAUAUUGAAGACAGUCAUCACUGUGGAUAUGAUUACCUCGCUCUAUAUGACGGAAAGUGUUCAUACGACAAAGAGAAAGCAAAGUUAUGUAACGAUAGAAAAGGAUCUUGGACCCUUACAGGAAACAAAUAUUCCCUUAUCAGAUUCCAUUCUGAUACUGAUAGAACAGGAAAAGGUUUUAAACUUCGUUUCUACGUAGGCACUGUUGAAGAACCAAAAGGAGAUUCAAGUGCACUACAUGCCAUUUUGAUUGGAUUAAUAGCUGCCUGUAUAGUUGUCAUAUUUUUACUUGCAUCAGCUAAAUUAUACAUGCGUUGUUUCAAGAAACCAAAAGUUCGUCCAAACCAAGACCAUCUUCGUAACCGGAGAGCAGUUCUUGAGGCUCAAGUCCGAAGAGGUCCACUUGGAUCAAGAUUAGCCAGAAUGAUGACAGCCCAAUCUAUUCAUUCAGAAAUGACUCGGUACCUGAGCAAUACAACGGAGCACGAUAGCCGAGUCUCUACAUUUGAGAUAUCCACAUCACAGUCGUCAGGGGCUGGUUUGGUUUUUGAAGAUGGAAUGUUUCAGCCGCCAUCUUACAGUGCACUUUUUCGCCAUUCGGAAGAACCAUCAGCACCCCCAGCAGAUAAUAGUGCACCGCCUCCUUAUCCGGGUUCACCAGAUUUAAAACUUGAAGGUCAAGGAAAUACUGUCAGUGUUGCUCAUGCGUCACCUAUUCACGAUAGCAAUAAGGCCGUUGGUUGCCUGACAAAUGUAGAGACGGUCUCUCCACCACCGUACAAUUCUAGCUAAUCCAUUUGAACAUUUGUCAAUAUUUGGAGCAACAUAUAGAUAUUCUAUUCUUAAAAACGACUAUCAUUAAGUGUUUUUUUAUUCAUCGACAAGCAAAUAAUCUAGUUCAAGAUUAUGUGCGUUCAAGAUUAUGUGCACAAAUCUUUUGAAAGAGAAUUAUGUAAAAUAUCCAAGAGUAACUGAAAAACUUUCCUUAUCGGACAAAUAGUUGUAAAAAUCAAUAAUGAGAGUUUUCUCCAAAUACUUUAUAAAUGUUACUGUGUACAUAUUUCCGUCCAUAGAAUGUAUGUUAUAUUUAUACUGUAGUAUGCGUUCGGACAAAGCAUGAUACGACAGAAUUGAAAGAU
Messenger RNA from Mytilus trossulus (common blue mussel), 1881 nucleotides. Its product is annotated as deleted in malignant brain tumors 1 protein-like. Bases 170 to 1534 code for a protein of 454 amino acids. The record is from RefSeq and is a predicted model, not a curated record. Lineage: Eukaryota; Metazoa; Mollusca; Bivalvia; Mytilida; Mytilidae. The transcript has 9 exons.